AUGGCCGAAGCAGGAGCGGGAAGCGCCGAGGGCGCCGAGGAGGAGCGGCGGGCGGCGGAAGAUAAAUUCUCUGUGGAUGGGAGCCCCUGCAUUCCCUGUGGAGUGCCCAGCCUCAUGAAUCCAGUCACUAAACCUGCCACCGCCACGUCUUUCAAUGCUGCUGUGCCUGACAUUCCAAGGAAACGCAAGGGAAGUGAUUCUGAUAACCAGGAUGUUUCUGCAGUUGAAGUUGAUGGUGAUCUUCAGAAAAGAAGUGAAGAUGAAGAACAUGUUAAAGUAAAAGAUUUCAGAGAGGCUCACAGUCAAACAGAAAAAAGAAGAAGAGACAAAAUGAAUAAUUUGAUAGAGGAAUUGUCUGCCAUGAUACCACAGUGCAAUCCCAUGGCCCGAAAGCUAGACAAACUCACAGUGCUACGGAUGGCUGUGCAGCACCUGAAGUCUUUAAAAGGUUCCAGUAGCUCCUACUCAGAAGUCCGGUAUAAACCUUCAUUUUUGAAGGAUGAUGAACUGCGACAGUUAAUCCUUAGGGCUGCAGAUGGAUUCCUGUUUGUGGUUGGAUGCAACAGAGGAAAAAUUCUGUUUGUCUCUGAGUCAGUUUGCAAAAUACUUAAUUAUGAUCAGGCCAGUUUAAUUGGACAAAGUUUAUUUGAUUACUUACAUCCAAAAGAUGUUGCAAAAGUUAAGGAACAACUUUCUUCAUCAGACGUCUCGCCUAGGGAGAAGCUCGUAGAUGGCAAAACUGGCUUGCAAGUACACACAGAUUUCCAAGCUGGACCAGCUCGGCUGAAUUCUGGUGCUCGACGUUCCUUCUUCUGUCGGAUAAAGUGUAGCAGGACCACAGUCAAAGAGGAGAAGGAGUGUUUGCCCAACCCAAAGAAGAAAGAUCACAGAAAAUACUGCACCAUUCACUGUACUGGGUAUUUGAAGAACUGGCCUCCUAAUGAGGUGGGAGUAGAAGAGGAAAAUGAUGUAGAAAAGGACAGUAGUAACUUUAACUGUCUUGUUGCAAUUGGGAGGUUACACCCUUAUAUUGUUCCACAAAAGAGUGGAGAGAUAAAAGUCAAAGCAACAGAAUUUGUUACACGAUUUGCCAUGGAUGGAAAAUUUGUUUAUGUAGAUCAGCGCGCAACAGCAAUUUUAGGGUAUCUGCCACAAGAGCUUCUAGGAACUUCUUGUUAUGAGUACUGCCAUCAAGAUGAUCACAAUCACCUAGCUGAAAAACACAAAGAAGUGUUACAGAAUAAAGAAAAAGUAUUUACAAAUUCCUACAAAUUUAGAGCAAAAGAUGGGACUUUCGUUACUUUAAAGAGUCAGUGGUUUAGUUUCAUGAAUCCUUGGACCAAAGAGCUGGAGUACAUUGUAUCAAACAACACUGUGGUAUUAGGUCAUAAGGAAUCAGCUGAAGAAGAGGUCCUCUACAGUUCUCAACCUGCAGAAGAUGCUGUAAAACAGUCUUUAGUAAGUGUGCCUGGAAUGUCCUCUGGAACAAUUCUUGGUGCUGGCAGUAUAGGAACCGAAAUUGCAAACGAAAUAUUAGAAUUACAAAGGUUGCAUUCUUCACCCUCUGGAGAGUUAAGUCCGUCACAUCUCCUCAGAAAGUCACCUUCUCCAGCUUUAACUAUAAACUGCAGCGAUGUGCCAAAUAAAGAGUUGGUUCAGUUAUGUCCUUCAGAAACAGAAGUUCUAGAGAAUUCAGAACAAACCCAGGGUGCUAUUCCAUUUCCCAGUAAUGAACCUCUCCUCAGUGGCAAUUCUCAGCUGGACUUCGAUGCCAUCUGUGAGAACGAUGACACUGCAAUGACAGCUCUGAUGAAUUACCUGGAGGCUGACGGAGGCCUGGGAGACCCAGCUGACCUCAGUGAUAUCCAGUGGGCCCUCUAGAGCUGCUUCUGGGAGUAAGGAAUGUCAAAAACCCCUCAUGCACAACAACCCUACAUCCUCAGUACUGUACUGGAGUUUUGUAAUGGUUCCUUUGAAUUCAGACUUGCUGUCUCUGGAUUUUUAAAGACUGAAGCCUUCUUCAGAGUGAGAGACAUCUUCUGCUGCACCUAUGGACAAAUGCAAUAUUUUUUUGUGAUGAGGAAAUCUUGAAAUUUUAAUAUUGAAACAUCUGUAACUGGAAUGCUUAGAACACAUAAGUAUAUUUUUGCUAAGAAGCUUUAACCAAAAGGUACUGUACAAUGUACAGGAUUACUUUUGCUUAGUUUUAAUACUUCAAACUUUUAUUUAUUAUUUUUGGUUCAAGUUGCAGAAUAUUGGUUAUCCAUGUUACUUUCUGUAGAACCUACUGUACUUACAUGGUUUGAGAAUAUUUGUAACUAUUAAAUUUAAUUGAAAUAAUUAUUUGCACACACUACAGUUGUAAAAUAAGGUAUUGUAAUUCUCAAAUGAUGCAGUUUGUGAUUCCUUGCACUUCUCAGCAGUGCAGUUUUUGCAGUCAAAGGUGAAAAUGAAGCCUAUGGUUCUGGGAGCAAGGACUGGGGGGUUGAAUCACCCUAAUAAAUAAAAGAGAAUGUUUUUCUCAAAACACUCAUUUUCCCAGUACACAAACAUGAGAAGGGCAUAAGAAAAGAGCAACAAAAACUCUUAAUUAUUGUUUUAUGUUAUUUGUAAUGUAUGAUUAGAGAGGCAGUGCAUAGAGCCAGAGAAAAAAUGCUCUGUUUGUAGUAAAGCACUUUGGUCUUGUCCCAGGGUCUUUACUAACUAGAGAAGUUUGAAUGGAUAGUCUUGGCUCCAGGGUGAAGCUUGCACUCACCCUGUUGGUGAGAAAAUGUUAAAAUUCCAGAGCAUCUUUUAUGUUUUUGGAGAGAUUGAGAGAAUUUUGUACUUCUUGAGUGUGUGACUUUUAAAAAUCUCUCUGUACUAUAGCUGUGUAAGUAAAUGCUAUGCAGGAUGAUCUUUUGGGAACAACUUUUGCAAGGAUUGUAUCCCAGUUACAGCAAAUUACUCAAGAAUGUGGCACUUCAGAGGUUGCAUUAGAACAACAUAGCACUAAUACAGCAAGAGGAUCUUUUUAUCUCUGGUAUUGAAGGUUUAAAUAAAUUUUUGCAUAGAUUAUAUAUUAUACAAUUACAGAUGUUUUCAUGUUUUCUUCAUUCUUUUCUUUUUUUUUUUUUUUUUUUUU
Molecule: messenger RNA, 3124 nt
Organism: Poecile atricapillus (Black-capped chickadee)
Lineage: Eukaryota; Metazoa; Chordata; Aves; Passeriformes; Paridae
Product: basic helix-loop-helix ARNT-like protein 2
Exons: 17
Coding region: 1-1881 (626 amino acids)
Biological process (GO): regulation of transcription by RNA polymerase II
Cellular component (GO): nucleus; cytoplasm; aryl hydrocarbon receptor complex
Molecular function (GO): DNA-binding transcription factor activity, RNA polymerase II-specific; RNA polymerase II cis-regulatory region sequence-specific DNA binding; protein dimerization activity
Source: RefSeq, a predicted model, not a curated record